AUGGCAGAGCGACUCGAGCUUCUCCUCAAGUCAUCGCCGCACCUUGCGCUACUCAUCAAAGACCUCCACAUCAUUGAAGAAUCCGAACUAUGUAUCUGGGGCAGCUGGCUCACAGAUGACGAGUCUUUGCCAUUCAUUCUUCCGCUCCUCGUCAAUCUAGAACGCUUUCAUAUUGCUAAUGACAGGAUAUACCCAGGGGAUAUCUACCUAACACACCUUCCAAAGCCUGUACAAGAAGCAUUCUUCGCUACCUGGCGGUCACCCAAAUUGACACACAUUGCGAUGGCGGGUAUCCGUUUCGUAUCGUUCAAGGAUGUCCUCUCGGUAAUCUCCCAUUCCAGUCACUCAGUACGGAACAUCGCGCUCUGCAAGGUCGAUGGCGAUGACGAGGUGGAGGUCAAUGGCCAAUUAGUCAUUCUAGGUCCAUCUAGUCCUCGUGGUAUCGAUUCCUUGACAUUCAAGCCAUGUCUGGACCGACGUUCCACAGAAUUUUAUACGUGGCUGCUCAAUCCCGAGGCGAGAUUUGAAUUGUCUUCGCUGCGCAAGUUACACUUCUACAUUGGUGGAGAAUCCACAUUUAAGAAAGAUCUCUCUUUCUUCCGUCACAUCCUCAUGGCAAGCCCAUCAAUCGAAGAACUACAUAUUGCGAUGAAUUACUUGUACGGGAAUAUGUGGACAGACUCUGGUCCUCACGUGCCAGUCGAUAUUUCGUCCAUUCGGGUUCUUCAUUUAGCAGUUGACGUUUUCGACUGUCUUCCGGUCCUGGACUGGUGGUGUGACAACCUCACCUCAACCCCAGCUCUGGCUCUGAAAGAGUUCGAGAUAUACACUGUCCCCGGGUACACUAGCCUUUGCGAAACUGCAUUGGAUUCGGUACCGGAAUGGAAACGUCUGGACGAAAUACUGACCUCCGUGUACCAGGAUAUCAACUUGAAGAUCCGAUUACUCUCACUGAGCGCUGGCAAUCUCUUCGUUGUUGCGGAGGAUUUAAGGCUCGGUUUUCCAAGAUUGAGGGGCAAAGGCAGAUUGGAGGUUGAUCGUGUGGAUAAAGUUGAAAGGUGGAGACAGGUUGAUGGCGUAUACUGGCUAUGA
This is a messenger RNA of Marasmius oreades (fairy-ring Marasmius), 1092 nucleotides long. RefSeq lists its product as uncharacterized. Lineage: Eukaryota; Fungi; Basidiomycota; Agaricomycetes; Agaricales; Marasmiaceae. The record is from RefSeq and is a predicted model, not a curated record. The transcript has 3 exons. Bases 1 to 1092 code for a protein of 363 amino acids.